Anguilla rostrata (American eel) is the source of this 2331-nucleotide messenger RNA. RefSeq names its product phenylethanolamine N-methyltransferase. The coding region runs from base 189 to 1031 and encodes 280 amino acids. The transcript is spliced from 3 exons. Gene Ontology annotation, molecular function: phenylethanolamine N-methyltransferase activity. Lineage: Eukaryota; Metazoa; Chordata; Actinopteri; Anguilliformes; Anguillidae. The record is from RefSeq and is a predicted model, not a curated record. Gene Ontology annotation, cellular component: cytosol.
GCACACCGACGCUCCCCUGCGCAAUGACACGUUGACACGUGCCCUGAAGGGGUGACGGAGAGAGAGACCCACGCAGACGGCUCCUUCGCCAACUCGCUACGCUAGCAAAGCGGAGGGCCAGGCGGGAAGGUGAGCUGAAGUUCUGACCCAGGGAAAAAGAAAGAAGAGGCGGACAGAGAGAGAGAGAGAUGGACAGGGGAAGAGGGGAGGACAUGGAUCAAAGCUCGAGGGACGGCGUGGCUGCCAUGGCGCGCUGCUACCAGGACUUCAACCCCAAAGCGUACCUGCAGUACAACUACACGCCCCCGCGCGCGGACUUCACCCGCCCCGACAGCAUCGUGCCCUGGAAGCUGGGCUGCCUGCACAGGGCUUUCACUGAAGGCGACGUUGGCGGGGAGACUCUGGUGGACGUGGGGUCGGGUCCCACCCUGUACCAGGUCCUGAGCGGCUGCGAGCUCUUCGGUCGGGUGGUGCUGACCGACUUCCUGGAGGUGAACCGCAGGGAGCUGAGGCGCUGGCUCCGGGACGAGGAGGGCAGUUUCGACUGGACCCCCUACCUGAAGCACGUCUGCAAGCUGGAGGGACGCGGUCCCGCGGCUUGGCGGGAGAAGGCUGCGCGGCUGCGCUCGGUGGUGACGGAGAUCCUGCCCAUCGACGUGCACCGGCCGUCCCCCCUGCCGCCCGGCUCCCUGCCGUCCCCCGGGGCCGACUGCCUGGUGUCCUCCUUCUGCCUGGAGAGCGUGAGCCCGGACCUGGCCUCCUUCCGCCGGGCCCUGGGCCACCUGUCGGCCCUGCUCAAGCCCGGGGGCCACCUCCUGCUCAUCGGGGCCCUCGGGGAGAGCUACUACAUGGCGGGGCCCGGGGUCCGCAUACCCGUGGUGCCGCUGGACGAGGCGCAGGUGUGCUCCGGUCUCCGGGACAACGGCUACGCCCUGGUCCACCUCAGCACCUACACCCUGCCCCCGGACAUGAGAGUGGGCGUGGACGACGUCAGCGGCAUCUUCUUUGCCAAGGCCAAGAAAAUGGUGUGACAAGGAGCGGGGGAGCAGGGCGAGGGAGGGGAGAGAGGGGUAGAGAGAGAGAGAGAGGGAGGGGGAAGAGAGUGAGAGAGAAAGCGAGAGAGCGGGAGAGUGAGAGAGAUAAAUUGAAAAUUGAAACUGAGAGAGAGAGAGAGAGAGGAAGUGAGCGAGCGAGAGAGAGAGAGAGAGAGAGAGAGGGAGAGAAAGAGAGAGAGAGUGGAGCGUAGGAGAGAGAAAAUGUGGGAAAAUCUGAGAUGUAUCCUGUAAUUAAAUUUUCAUCCAAUAUAUAAAUAACCUCUUCAAUCAGUGUUCCAAAGCUUUGAUUCUGUACUUUGUCUCAGUUUGUCCUGUCCCAUAAUACAUGUGUUGCUGCCCCCUUUUGGACAAUUAGUCUCGAAUAGACCCAUAGUGAAAUGACAAAAGUGAUUUACAUGCACAACUUCAAUUUAAAAAAUAUUAUAUUUUAUCCUCACCAUUAUCCAGAUCCAGGUGCUUAAUAUUUUUUAGUUAUAUAAUUUAAUGUUAUGCACUUCUGUAAAAAAUAGAACAGAUAUCAGGGGGUUGAAUAUUGGAAGCUGAAUAUUGGAAACAUGGCAUUAACCACCCCCAGUCGAAAAGUAGCACUGUGUGUACCAUUUUAUAGCAAUCUCUAAAUAUAUUUAGAGGUUUUUCUGGCGUAUGUCAAAUUACUUGCAAUUUCAUAUGAAUACAUGUUUGCUAUUUAUUUCAUUUAUUUCAUUAGUAUGUUAUGCAAUAUGUCAGUAAAACAGCCUAGGGUACCUGAAUUAUCCACAACUGAAUUGCAUGCUUCCUAUUAAAAUAAAAAUCCAUGAAUGCUCUAUAAUUGGGUGUAAGCCACAAUGUUCUUUUCAUGUAAAUAAGACACAGAAAAUAACAAUUAGGUAAAAUGGCCUUAGAUCCCAUCUAGCGCCAUCUCCAUAUGGCUUAUCUCUAAUAAAAGACGUUUCAAAUGCCACGUGUGUGGCGUUCUGAACCCCACUGUAUGUGUGCACUAAGCUCAGAUGGGAGACAGGAACUCACACAGACUGUGACAGCCUAUUAUUCUCCCCCUCUGCUCUCGUACCUUCUUCAUUGCUGGCUUGUGCGCUGCAAUCCUUUAACGCCUACCUUUUCCAUUUCAUUCACACUAGGUUUACAUUUAUUUUUUAAAAUACAUUAUUAUUACUUUCUGCCCUGCUGGGGCUUAUUGCUUUGGUUAUUGUCGCAAAGUACACGCAGCCCGUCGAGUUAAAAUGACAGCUACGUGCUAAAGCGGCCAAACCUUCAAUGAAAAUAAACCUGUUUUCUUGUG